Pteronotus mesoamericanus is the source of this 3126-nucleotide messenger RNA. It is a transcript of the gene NET1, whose product is annotated as neuroepithelial cell transforming 1. Gene Ontology annotation, molecular function: guanyl-nucleotide exchange factor activity. The transcript is spliced from 12 exons. Lineage: Eukaryota; Metazoa; Chordata; Mammalia; Chiroptera; Mormoopidae. The coding region runs from base 42 to 1832 and encodes 596 amino acids. Gene Ontology annotation, biological process: positive regulation of Rho protein signal transduction; intracellular signal transduction. The record is from RefSeq and is a predicted model, not a curated record.
CUUCCCGGGCACCAGUCCACCGCCCCACCUCCGUCUGCGCCAUGGACCCCGAGCUGGCGGCCCAGAAACAGCCCCAGCCGCGGAGACGAAGCCGCCGGGCUUCCGAGCUCUGCGCGGGUAGCUCCGCGGGCCCUUUACCCGACACCCCCAGGCCAGAGCCAGACGGCAGAUAUUCCCUUAGGAGAGGGAGCUCCUUCACAUUUUUAACACCUGGCCCCCAUUGGGACUUCACUUUGAAAAGAAAACGAAGAGAAAAAGAUGAUGAUGUCAUAAGUCUUAGCAGCCUUGAUUUGAAGGAACCAAGCAAUAAAAGAGUUCGACCUCUAGCUCGGGUAACGUCCUUGGCAAAUUUAAUCUCUCCUGUAAGAAAUGGAGCUGUCAGACGUUUUGGUCAGACACUACAGUCAUUUACCCUUCGUGGUGACAGCAGAUCUCCAGCUUCUGCUCAGAAGUCAUCAAGCAGAUCAACAGUCCCAACACCUACCAAAAGGAGAAGUAGUGUGCUAUGGUCAGAGAUGUUUGACGUCAGUAUGAAGGAGUCUUUAACUGCCAAAGAAAUCAAACGUCAGGAGGCAAUAUAUGAAAUGUCCCGAGGCGAACAGGAUUUAAUUAAGGAUCUCAAGCUUGCAAGAAAGGCCUACCAUGACCCCAUGUUAAAGUUGUCUAUUAUGUCAGAAGAGGAACUAACACAAAUAUUUGGUGAUUUGGAUGCUUAUAUACCUCUGCAUGAAGAUUUGUUGGCAAGAUUAGGAGAAGCAACCAAACCUGAUGGAACAGUAGAGCAGAUUGGUCACAUUCUUGUGAACUGGUUGCCAGGCUUGAACGCGUACAAAGGCUACUGCAGCAACCAGCUGGCAGCCAAAGCUCUUCUUGAUCAAAAGAAACAAGAUCCAAGAGUCCAAGACUUUCUCCAGCGAUGUCUUGAGUCUCCCUUCAGUCGAAAACUAGAUCUUUGGAGCUUCCUAGAUAUUCCUCGAAGCCGCCUAGUCAAAUACCCUUUACUAUUAAAGGAAAUUCUUAGACACACUCCAAAAGACCACACUGAUGUUCAGCUUCUGGAAGAAGCUAUAUUGAUAAUACAAGGCGUUCUCUCUGAUAUCAACUUGAAGAAAGGCGAAUCAGAAUGCCAGUAUUACAUUGACAAACUGGAGUAUCUGGAUGAAAAGCAGAAGGAUCCUAGAAUUGAGGCAAGCAAAGUAUUGCUUUGCCAUGGGGAACUGAAAAACAAAAAUGGACAUAAACUUUACGUUUUCCUGUUUCAAGACAUCUUGGUGUUGACCCGGCCUGUUACACGAAAUGAGCGUCAUUCUUACCAGGUUUACCGGCAGCCAAUCCCAGUCCAAGAGCUGGUCUUGGAAGAUCUGCAGGAUGGAGAUGUGAGAAUGGGAGGAUCCUUUCGAGGGGCUUUCAGCAACUCAGAUAAAGCUAAAAAUAUUUUUAGAGUUCGCUUCCAAGAUCCCUCUCCAGGCCAGUCACACACGCUGCAAGCACAUGAUGUGUUCCACAAGCAGCAGUGGUUCAACUGCAUUCGCACUGCUAUUGCCCCUUUCCAGCAGGCCACUAGUUCAACCGAGCUGCAGGGUUUGCCAGAGCUCCAUGAAGAAUGUGAAGAGAACAACCCCUCUGCCGUGAACAUCAGGGCCCAGAGAAGCGCAUCCGUGGUGUCCAGUGUGACACAGGUUGAAGGUGAUGGAGAUGCUUCAGAAUGUGUCUCCCUGGUGCCCACAGCAGACAACAUUAAGAGUGUCAAAACACAGCGAACACAAUGUGGCUUCCAAAAAGCAAGGGACAAAGCCCAGUUCAGUGGCAAACGGAAAGAAACUUUGGUAUAACUGGUGGAGAAACUGUUUAUUUAUAAAUGUGUACAGUUUGUUUUUUCUUGUAAUGUGAGCAUGGGAGCAUUGCAGGGUUACUUAAUAUCAGUCUUAACAUUUUUGAUGUUUUUGGUUGGUUUGGUUGUUGUUCCUUUCUUUUCUAUUUUUUUUUAAAGGCAGCUAAAUAUAUAUAUAUAUACACACACAUAUAUACACACACACACACACACACACACAGAUUACUGUUAAACUGCAGUCCUUUUUUAUAUCUUCAGAUAUUUUAUCAGAUGAUUUAGAACAUUGAAGCCUGGUAUUUUUAAUCAAAUGAAAUAUUUAUGAAAUGGGUUUUCAUUCUGCAUCAUGACUUCAGUACCAACCAAUUGUGAUAUUUACAUUAUUUGCCAAAACUUAAAAUUUUGCAAAAACCAGAAUUUUACCUGUGUUUCUUUGAUAAAUUUUGUGUGCAGAAUUUGAAAUUUUAACCUUGGCACCUAAAAUGUACAUGGAAUACCUGUAAUAUAUCAGAAUGUACAUUGAAACAUAAGUUCCUUGGAAAACAAACCAUAAAACUUAAUAGGUUUCCCAUUUUACCAACUGGAAUCCCUUAUAUUAGUUUGUUUUUUACUACACAUUCCUCAUUUUUUCAUUCAUUUUACUUGCCAAUUAUUUAAUUUUUUUAUUUUAGUUUUUAGUGUUUGCUUUUAUUUUUUUACUUUGAUGCCUUUUCAAAUUGGCAUGUCUUUAAAAUAUUUUUCUUCCUUGAUUAAAAAAUGUGUGUUUGUGUGUGUGUGUGUGUGUGUGUGUGUGUGUGUAUAAAUAUAUUUUUUAAAUCAUAUUAACUUUACCGAGUGAAACCAAGCCAUACUGUUUUUGAGCCAAUUAAGAAAAUUGUCAUUUUUAAAGUAUAGCAGUUUGGAGUGAUGAACACACAAGAACUGACUCAGUAUAUUCUGAACUGCUAAAAGAAAACCACCUUAAGGAUUUUGUUGAAAGUUUUUAGUGCUACCUGAAGAGCAAGAGAGAAGGCAGUUGACUGGUAAUAAGUUUUUUUUUGUUUUUUUGUUUUAAAAGGAGGGGAAAAGAGAGUAGUUUUGUCUUAAAGGAAAAAUGUCUGGUUGUGCCAGAACAUGAAAGCCGAUAGUAAAAGCUAAACUUGAGGGUAUGUAGUAAGUUGUAGAAGGCUUGGGGGAAGUGAACUUUAUUUGCUUUGGUUUAUAAUGCCUGCAAAUAAUGGGUUUGAAGAGACAAUGAAAUAUGUUGUAAUUUUGACAAUACAGGUCAAUUUUGGUGGACUUAUUCAUAAGAGGAAAAA